Anthostomella pinea is the source of this 840-nucleotide messenger RNA. The record is from the annotation of a GenBank genome assembly. NCBI's taxonomy places the organism in Eukaryota, Fungi, Ascomycota, Sordariomycetes, Xylariales, Xylariaceae.
AUGGCCGCAGAACAGCGGAAGCUGCUCGAGCAGCUUAUGGGCAACCCCCAGACGUCCCGCGCUGGCCAACUCUCCCUCACCGACCCCAAAGUAUGCCGCUCCUUCCUCGUCGGCACCUGCCCGCACGACCUCUUCACCAACACAAAGCAAGACCUAGGCCAGUGCCCGCGCGUGCACGCCGAGGCGCUCAAGACCGAAUGGGAGACGCUCCCCGAAGCGGAGCGGCAAAAGUACGGCUUCCAGCACGACUACGCGCGCGACCUACAAAAAUACAUCGACGACUGCAACCGGCGGAUCGACACGGCGCAGCGGCGUUUGGAAAAAACGCCCGACGAGAUCCGGCAGACGAACGUCUUACUAAAGGGGAUAUCCGAUCUGGCGUGCACGAUCAACUGCGGAUUACUGGAGGUGCAGAUCCUGGGCGAGAUGGGCGAGGUCAGCCGCGCCUACGACGAGUUCUUCAAGGUGCGCCAGGCCGGGCAGACCAAGGCGGAGCGCGAGCGCGAGCUCAAGGCCCUGAGCGAUACUAGUGGGCCGUCGGGGCACCAGAAGCUGCAGGUUUGCGAUGUGUGCGGGGCGUACUUGUCGAGGCUUGAUAAUGACCGCAGGUUGGCGGAUCACUUCUAUGGGAAGAUGCACCUGGGAUACGCGCAGAUGCGCAAGACGUACGAGACCCUGUCGAAGGAGCUGAGGGGACGAGGACGGCCGCCGAUGCAGGAUGAUGGUAUGGGUGGGCGCGACGACGGUUAUGGUGACGGGUGGAAGGGUGGUUCUAGAGGUCCUAGACGAGGUGGCUUUGGAGGGAGAGGUGGUGGACGGGGGUUCCGUGGUGGUUGGUGA